AUGUUCAAGAACGGGUUUAGUGCGUCUAAGAGAACGCUAGCCAGCGUGGCAUCAGAGCAACUGCUGCCCAAGAAGUACGGUGGUCGCUACACCGUAACCCUGAUUCCUGGAGACGGUGUAGGUAAAGAAGUCACGGACUCCGUAGUGUCGAUUUUCAAAUCAGAGAACGUGCCAGUGGACUGGGAAACCGUCGAGAUCUCCGGCAACCUGGAGAGUCAGGAGGGUGUACAAAAGGCCGUUGAGUCGCUUAAGAGAAACAAGGUCGGGCUUAAGGGUAUCUGGCACACCCCUAUGGAUCAGACGGGUCACGGGUCGUUGAACGUCGCACUUCGCAAACAAUUGGACAUUUUCGCCAACGUGGCGCUUUUCAAGAGUGUGCCGGGUGUCAAGACCCGUCAUUCUAACGUGGAUCUCGUCGUUAUCAGAGAGAACACCGAAGGUGAAUACUCUGGUUUGGAGCACGAGUCUGUGCCAGGUGUUGUCGAGUCGCUCAAGAUCAUGACCAAAGUUAAGUCUGACAGAAUAGGCCGCUUCGCUUUUGACUUUGCCCUCAAGAACAAUAGAAAGUCUGUGUGUGCCGUCCACAAAGCCAAUAUCAUGAAACUGGGUGAUGGUCUUUUCAGAAACUGCAUCAACGAGGUCGGUGCCAAAGAAUACCCCGAAAUCGAGGUGAAGAACAUCAUCGUGGAUAACGCUUCCAUGCAAGCCGUGGCCAAGCCCCAACAGUUCGAUGUUCUCGUCACCCCUAACUUGUAUGGUUCCAUUUUGGGUAACAUCGGUGCCGCUUUGAUCGGUGGGCCUGGCUUGGUUCCAGGUGCCAACUUUGGCAGAGAAUUCGCCGUUUUCGAACCUGGUUCCAGACACGUUGGUAUGGAUAUCAAAGGACAAAAUGUUGCAAACCCUACCGCCAUGAUCUUGUCUUCUGCUCUAAUGUUGAGACAUCUUGGUUUGGCCGCGUACGCUGAGAGAAUCUCCAAGGCUACCUACGAUGUUAUCGCCGAGGGCAAGGCUACUACACAGGAUAUCGGUGGUUCUUCCUCCACUACCGAGUUCACCAAGGCCAUCAUUGACAAAUUGAAGGCUUUUUAA
Messenger RNA from Lachancea nothofagi CBS 11611, 1089 nucleotides. NCBI's taxonomy places the organism in Eukaryota, Fungi, Ascomycota, Saccharomycetes, Saccharomycetales, Saccharomycetaceae. The record is from the annotation of a GenBank genome assembly.